Eucalyptus grandis is the source of this 1391-nucleotide messenger RNA. RefSeq names its product COBRA-like protein 4. The transcript has 6 exons. The record is from RefSeq and is a predicted model, not a curated record. Gene Ontology annotation, cellular component: plasma membrane. NCBI's taxonomy places the organism in Eukaryota, Viridiplantae, Streptophyta, Magnoliopsida, Myrtales, Myrtaceae. The coding region runs from base 1 to 1374 and encodes 457 amino acids. Gene Ontology annotation, biological process: cellulose microfibril organization; plant-type cell wall cellulose biosynthetic process.
AUGGUGGUUGACCGACCCUCACUCGCCACAGACAAGGGUCGGCGACCCUCACCCACCCUAGGCAAGGGCCGCAAUGCCCUCACCAACCAAAGUGAGGGCGUGCAAGCCCUCACACCAAGGGUCGACGGCCCCUUGCUGAGAGCUAGUGAGGUGGAGGGAGGGAGUACUACAUCGGAGGGAGAAUGGAGGCGACCCCCUGCACCCUGCUAUCGCUGUCUCCUCUCGUUCACGGCAAUAUUCACUGGCGCUGGCGCUAGCGACGAUCCCCUCGAUCCGACCGGCAACAUCACCGUCUGGUGGGACGUCGUGUCGUGGACGCCGGACGGCUACGUGGCAUCAGUCAACAUCACGAACUACCAGCGCUACCGGAUGGUGACGGAGCCCGGCUGGAGGCUGGGGUGGACGUGGGCGCGGAAGGAGGUCAUACGGAGCGCGGUCGGGGCACGCCCGAUGCGCCGAGGAGAUUGCUCUAAGCACGAGCGGGAUGUACCCGCUUCCUGCAUGCGCAGCCCGACGGUGGUCGAUCUGAUGGCUGAGGCGCCCUUGAAGGACAAGAUCGACGGCUGUUGCAAGGGGGGAGUCCUGUUGACCAAGCUGCAGGACGCUCGGAAGUCGACGGCGGGGUUCCGGAUCGCCGUGGGGAACGCAGGAACGACGAACGCGACGGUGCAGAUUCCCAAGAACUACACUCUGGUCACGCCAGGCGGCGAGUACUCUUGCUCGAGCCCGAAGAUCGUGCGACCCACCCUGUUUGUGUCUCCGGAUCUGAGGAUGGCUACUCUAGCCUUCAUGACAUGGCAGGUGGUGUGCCGCUACUCUCCGCCGCGAGGAUACAAGCCACCGUGCUGUGUGUCCCUGUCCUCCGAUCAAGGGAUGAAGAUCCCGUGCGCUACUUGCGCAUGCAAAUGCAAGCCCUCGGACGCCAGGUCCUGCGCUCCGAGUUCCGGCAAAUCCGAACGUGGGAGAUCACCGGUCCAGCGCACCAAUCACAUGUGCCCCAUCAGCAUAAAUUGGCACUUGCUGUCCAAAAGCGAGGGAAGCGUCCGGUGGUUUGAGGUGUCGAUCUCGAACCUGAAUCACCAUGCAAAUUACACGGACUGGAUCCUCAUGAUUCAGCAUCCGGCUGCACAAAAGCUUGCCAGAGCCAACACAAAUUACUGGUCGCUGCCGCCCAAGCUUGGGAGCAUGGACGUGCUGUGGGGGAUCGAACACUACAAUCGAGGGCUAGGGCCGCUCGGAAGUGGUCAUUCCACGGCAAAGUUCAAAAUUAGUUACAAGGGGAGUUCUGGAAAUUGGAAUUUCUCAAGCAAUGUCUUCUUCAAUGGCGAUCGGUGCGCCAAUCCGCCUCUACCUCAACAAGGCUCCUCAACAUAAAUGGCUCUCGUUUUUUU